Messenger RNA from Durio zibethinus, 2229 nucleotides. NCBI's taxonomy places the organism in Eukaryota, Viridiplantae, Streptophyta, Magnoliopsida, Malvales, Malvaceae. The record is from RefSeq and is a predicted model, not a curated record.
UUUUUUCAAAGUUUAGUAGAAAAACUUCUUAGUUUAUCUUGCAAAGUUGACUAUGAAUAAUGCCUUCAAUGAAUUGGAGAUUUUUUUUUCCAUGGACUAAUCAAGUUCUAGAUUUCAAGCUCCUAUUUUAAGUUUAUUCCAAUUUUCUUAAUAAAAAUUAAUUUAUUUGAAAAACAUAUGCCAGAAGACAAUGACGUGAAUAAUUUUUUAACAGGAGUUGUUGGAAACUUAGCUCUGAUGUCUGAUCCACUUCAAUAAUUAUCUACUUUAUUUUUUCAAUGAUUCUCCGCAGCUUUAGAUAGAUCGUGUGUUUCUCAUAUUUUCACUUCAUAUAGAUCGAAGCUGCCAGGAGCUCAUUGUUUUUUCCUUGAUCCCGGUCCUUUCUCCGUUUGUCUUUGUCAGAUAUGGAGCAAGCCAUAGUUCUUUACCCUUCACCAGUGCUUACCCACCAGAUGGCUAUGGUGGAGCUAGGCAAGCUUCUACUCACUCAUCAACCUUCACUCUCUAUACACAUCCUCAUAGCCACUCUUCCUUUCCAAGCAGAGUCCAACGCCCCAUUCUUCUCAGCCGUCUCGGCCACCAUCCCUUCUUCCAUCACCUUCCACAAGCUCCCCAUCGUCACUCUCCCUCCGUCCACCCACCAUGACACCGUUGUUUUUGAUGUCCUCCGUCUCAACGACCCCGAUGUCCACCAUGCUCUCCGUACCAUCUCGGAUGACUACAAAGUAAACGCCAUUAUCGUGGACUUUUUCUGCAGCGUUGCACUCAAAGUGGCAUCUGAUCUGGAUCUUCCGACUUACUGUUUCUACACUUCUUGUGCUGGAUCUCUUGCUUCUUUACUUUAUCUCCCCACCCUCCACAAGAACUUCACCGGAAACUUGGAAGAUCUCAACCUUCUUCUUGAUAUCCCAGGUGUGCCACCAAUUCCAACCUCAGAUAUGCCAACACCAACACUGAAACGCGACAAAAAGAUCUAUGAAAUCUUCUUAGAUAUCUCCACCUGCUUGCUCCAGUCAGCUGGGAUUAUAAUGAACACUUUCGAAUCCAUCGAGCCAAGGGCCAUCAAAACGAUUGGCGAUGGACUCUGUGUGCCAGAUUGCUCCACACCACCCAUUUACUGCAUCGGACCUUUCAUUGCAAACGGUGGAGCUGCUGGUGGUGAUAUUGUUCCUGAGUGCUUGAAGUGGCUAGACUCGCAACCUAGUAAAAGUGUAGUAUUUCUGAGUUUUGGUAGCUUGGGAUUGUUUUCAAUGCAACAAUUGAGGGAAAUAGCCGUUGGAUUGGAGAGAAGUGGGCAAAGGUUCUUGUGGGUGGUGAGAAACCCACCUUCGGAGAAUCAAAGCCCGGCUAUGAACGAAAAAAUGGACCCAGAUUUGAAUUUGUUGCUUCCUGAAGGGUUUUUGGAGAGGACCAAAGAGAGGGGACACGUAGCUAAAUCAUGGGUGCCGCAGGCAGCUGUGUUAACUCAUGACUCGGUAGGUGGGUUCGUAACUCACUGCGGCUGGAACUCAGUGCUGGAAUCUGUGUGUGCAGGCGUCCCAAUGGUGGCGUGGCCACUUUAUGCAGAACAAAGGUACAAUAGGGUGUUGAUAGUAGAAGAAAUGAAGAUCGCUUUGCCAAUGGUGGAGUCAGAAACCGGGUUCGUGAAUUCAACUGAGGUGGAGAAGCGAGUUAAAGAAUUGAUGGAAUCGAAAGAAGGAAACUCAGUUAGGGAGCGAACCAUAGCAAUGAAACAUGCAGCCAAGGCGGCGUUGACUGAGGGAGGUCCCUCUAGCAUUGCGCUAGCCAGGCUUUUCGAGUCAUGGACGCAGAAAUCAGUGUGACUGAUCUGGUUUUUUUUUUUUUUUCUUGAUCCAACUAAGCUAAACAGAGUUGGAGUAGCACAAUGGGUCGAUCUUUAGUUGGACUUGGACCUUAAUCUAGCUAGGCCCUUAAAUAAGCCAACUGAAAGGAAAGCCUUCAAAUCUAAAGAGGAUCACAUAUCGAGUGAGCGAGCGAGCGUACGAGUCACCGUCCCAAAAGGAUUGCCAAUGGGUUACUGGUAUGAUUCCAAUAUGGCAUUGUCUCCUUGAAGGCGUCUUGGGUCCGGAACUUCUACACUCAAUCAGAAGUCUCUUAGGUGGUUUAGAACUUUAGAUAGAUAGAUAAAUAAAUAGAGGAGAAGCUAUUUUUGCUUUGGUGAAGUUUAUUUGUAGUACUUCGUUUCCAUAAACAUUAAACAAUUACAAU